Mangifera indica (mango) is the source of this 2385-nucleotide messenger RNA. RefSeq names its product ETHYLENE INSENSITIVE 3-like 3 protein. Gene Ontology annotation, cellular component: nucleus. The transcript is spliced from 3 exons. Bases 291 to 2096 code for a protein of 601 amino acids. NCBI's taxonomy places the organism in Eukaryota, Viridiplantae, Streptophyta, Magnoliopsida, Sapindales, Anacardiaceae. The record is from RefSeq and is a predicted model, not a curated record. Gene Ontology annotation, molecular function: DNA-binding transcription factor activity; DNA binding.
GCAAAAUCUCAGCUGUACUUUUCUGGCCGCCUCUCUCAGAUUGCCUGUCUCUGUUUUCGUAUUAAAUUCACAGAAUCAUUUUGUAUAUCCAAAUCGAUAUUUCGGCUCCGGGUUCCUUUUUCGGACCGAUUUGAUUCAUUUCUACCCUUAACUUGACUUGCUCUAUCGUUUUGUAAUUUUCUGUGAAAAACCACAACCAAGUCGAAGAGAAAAGAGGGACUGAAAAGCGAAACCCCAAAUUUUCUAAGGUUGAAGAGGUUCAUUCUUUUGUUUUGUGGGUGGAAUUCUACAUGGGUGUUUAUGAAGAUAUCGGAGCUGAGAUUUGCUCGGAUAUUGAAGUUGAUGAUAUAAGGUGUGAAAAUAUAGCAGAGAAUGAUGUCAGCGAUGAGGAGAUUGAAGCAGAAGAAUUGGAACGGCGGAUGUGGAAAGACCAUAUCAAACUUAAAAGGAUGAAGGAAAAAGAAAAGCUUGCGGCAAUACAAGCUGCAGAGAAGCAAAAGCCCAAGCAGACAACUGAUCAGGCUCGGAGGAAGAAAAUGUCUAGAGCACAGGAUGGAAUUCUUAAGUAUAUGUUGAAGUUAAUGGAAGUGUGCAAAGCACGUGGAUUUGUAUAUGGGAUCAUUCCUGAGAAGGGUAAGCCAGUCAGUGGUUCGUCUGAUAAUAUUAGAGCUUGGUGGAAAGAAAAGGUAAAGUUUGAUAAGAAUGGUCCCGCUGCCAUAGCAAAGUAUGAAGCAGAAUGUUUAGCCAUGGGUGAGGCUGAGAAUAAUCAAAAUGGGAACUCACAAAGCACUCUUCAAGAUCUGCAAGAUGCAACUCUUGGUUCUCUCUUGUCUUCAUUGAUGCAACAUUGUGAUCCUCCACAGAGGAAGUACCCAUUGGAGAAGGGAGUUCCACCACCUUGGUGGCCCACUGGGAAUGAAGAUUGGUGGGUAAAAUUAGGGCUACCCUAUGGUCAGAGUCUUCCAUACAAAAAGCCACAUGAUCUGAAAAAGAUGUGGAAAGUAGGGGUUUUAACAUCAGUAAUAAAGCAUAUGUCUCCUAAUAUUGCAAAGAUCAAGAGGCAUGUUCGUCAGUCAAAGUGUUUACAGGAUAAGAUGACCGCAAAGGAAAUUGCAAUCUGGUUGGCGGUUUUGAACCGGGAAGAAUCUUCCAUCCGGCAACCUAGUAGUGAUAAUGGAACCUCUGGGAUAACUGAAAUGCAGGUGGGUGGCAAUGGUAAUAAGAAGCGACCUACCAUUAGUGAUGAUAGUAACUAUGAUGUUGAUGGUGUUGAUGAUGGUGUGGGUUCUGUGUCAUCCAAAGACAACAGGGAAAAUGAACCGACUGUUGUAGAGCCAGCAAAUGGUCUUGGCAAAUUUACACCCCAUUCUGGCCAAGAAAAUAAACAUCCAAAAAAGCCCAGGACAGGUGGACACUAUGGGAAACCAAGGCCUGCUAAUCAAGUGCCCAGAACAUCUCCUGAUGAGUGCCAACAUGAUGAGCCAAAAAGAACUUUGCCUGACAUAAAUGAUACUGAUACACCCCUUAUUGACUAUAAUACACAUGAUAAUCGACAGGAAAACAUUGCAGUGACAUCAUUGAGGGACCCAAACAUAGGUUUUGAGGGCUCAGCACAAAUGGCAACAUCUGCAUUUGACAAUUUGCCCCAUGUUCCUUCUGCCGGUCUUAUUUCUAUGCAGAGCAUGUAUAUGGAUGAAACAUCUAUGCUAUAUCCGAUGGGGCCCAAUGCUGAGUUACAAAAUGGUGCUACUUACAAUGUCUAUAAUCCAUCAUUUGAAGUAGGACCUGGUCAUGAUUUGACCCAUGAUCAGAUGGGAAUGAAUGUAUCACAAAUUAGGCCAAGGGAUGAUGGAGGCUAUGUACAAGCAUUAGAUAGAAAUGAAACUGGCAUUAGCACUAGUGAAUUAGACCCUUAUAUUAAGGACACUUUUCCGAGUGAACCAAAUAGGCCUGUUGAUAUUACAUAUGGAACUUCAAUUGAUAGCCCAUUGAUUGAUUUUGGUAGACUCAGCAGUCCAUAUUAUCCUGGAAUUGAAGGCACAAGUAUUGACGAUCUCUUCUCUGAUAAUGACUACCUAGAGUACUUUGGGGCAUAAUUUGCAAAUGAUGAUACUUCUGAGAUUGUAAUGGCUGGAAAAACGUGGUACUCAUUGCUGACCUCAUUGAAGGACCUUCCCUUAUCCAUUGGUUUGUAGGCACAAGUCAAGACUGUAAGUUAUAAACAUGAUUUAAUUUCUCUUAUACAACUCAUUGUUUUAGGAACAAAUGGAGGCAUUAUGGCGUCUUGUAGAUGAGUGUUAGACUGGCCAAAUGGUAAAAUUAGAAUAAUUUCUUAUUACUCUGCACAAGUUGAAUUCCUAAUAAAUAAGCUCAUCUUGUGUUCUA